GAACACCUCAACCCCACUGGUUGCACAUCAUGGCAGCACGGAAGCUGCAAACCGAGAUAGACCGCACCUUGAAGAAGGUCUCGGAGGGCGUCGAGGUCUUCGAGAGCAUAUACGACAAGAUGCAGGCCUCCACAAACCAGACACAAAAGGAGAAGCUGGAGACGGAUCUGAAGACACAAAUCAAGAAGCUGCAGCGACUACGAGACCAAAUCAAGACGUGGGUCGCGAGCAAUGACAUCAAGGACAAGAGUUCAUUGCUCGACAACCGCAAGCUGAUUGAGACGCAAAUGGAGAAGUUCAAAGCAUGCGAGAAGGAGAUGAAGACGAAGGCUUUCUCGAAAGAGGGCCUUACACAAGCGUCCAAGCUCGACCCGAAGCAGCAAGAGAAAGUGGACACCAUGGCAUGGGUCCAGACGAUGAUGGACGACCUGAUGGUCCAAGUCGAGUCUGCGGAGGCGGAAAUUGAGACAUUGCAAGGGGGCGGUAAGAAGAAGAACAAAUCUGGGGGCGCACAAGCAGAACGGCUAGAGUCUCUGGAGAGGUUGAACGAGAGGAGAAAGUGGCAUAUAAGCCGCCUCGAGAUCAUCCUCCGGUUACUCGACAAUGGUUCUCUCGCCACGGACAGGAUCAUCGCAUUGCAAGACGACGUCAAGUACUUCGUGGACAGCAAUAUGGAGGAGGAGUUCGAGGAGUAUGAGGAAGUAUAUGACGACCUCAACCUGGACGAAGAGGAGGAGAAGUUCAGGUUACCGGCAGAUGAUAGCGAGAGCGAGGUGUCCGAGGAGCCAAGUGAAGACUUGCCAAUACGCACGCCUGCGAAGAAACACGAUGAGGAGAGUGUUGCAAGCAGUCACAAACGAGAUAGCAGUCCAGUAUUGAAGAAGGCAGCGGUAACAUUAACACAACGAAAACAAUCAAUAGCAACAGAAACCGCGAAACCUCCACCACCCGCCAACUUCGCCCAACAGUCAGUAGCAAGUAUGGUGAAGGCGCCUGUACCACCACGAAAUCCUCAAACGGGAUAUGCGAAAGUCGCAGCUGCGGCAGUGGCACCACUUGCACUAUCAACAACACCAUCGACAUCAGUAACGUCGAAUGUGACUGCUGUACCAUCAACACCUUCGGUGACGACGGCGUCGAGCUCGGCAGCGUUGGACCAGCAGUCUGCAGUGACCUCUUCGCCAAGCCUGACACAUCCUUCAAUAACAAGCCCAAUGCUCUCCUCUGCGUCACUAUCACAUCGACCAGACGACUCCUUGCAUUCUGCCUACGGCUCUCCUGCGCUUCUUAACACGGUACCCAGUGCGAUCGGUGGCCCUGCUGCGACAUCGUCCCCACAACGGCAAACAGCUCGCAAAGCGUCUCUACCCUCACCAACAUCGUUGCAACCACCCGGCAUCCCUCACCACGCACUACCGGACUCGCAAGCGACAGCGGUCUCGCCACUCAACGGCAGCUCGUCACCGUCAACGCAAGUCAUCGGCCAGCAACCACCAGCACCCGCCGGGCUCUCGCCACUCCCGCAAGAGGGGCGUACGUACCCCGCUGCGUCGCCCUCGGUCAACCCGCUCGCCGUGUCCCCAAUGCCCGCGCCCGCGCAGCAAGUGCCCCAAUUCCCGCCCGGGGUCGCGCUCGGGCCUGCGGACCAGACGAAGCUCGCACAGGCAGCGCCGGGUUCUGCGCGUCCGCCCUCUGCCGCCGCGUCGCAGCUGCCGCCUGGUGCGCAGCUGCCCCAGCAGCAACAGCGCCAGAACGCGUUCCCCGGCUCGCUUUCUGACUUGGUGAUGUCGUUUGAGAGUGUGAAGCAAAAGGCGCCACACCGGAUGUCAAACCUCGACCAGGUGCACAAGCUGCUGCAGGGCAGCUACUCGAGCAUGCCGCAACCACAGGACACGGAGAAGCCGAAGUACUACGUACCGCGGAACCCCAUCCAGACGCCUGCGUACUACCCGCAGGUACCGAACCCCAUCCUGAGCUCGCCAGGCAUCUUCUCGCAACUCGACGUCGAGACGCUCUUCUACGUGUUCUACUACCACCCGGGCACGUACCAGCAAUACCUCGCGGCGAAGGAGCUCAAACGCCAGUCAUGGCGGUUCCACGUGAAGUACCUGACGUGGUUCCAGCGUCACUCCGAGCCGCAGGCGAUCACGGAGGAGUACGAGCAGGGCGUGUACGUCUACUUCGACUGGGAGGGCUCGUGGUGCCAGCGGAAGAAGAGCGACUUCCGCUUCGAGUACCGUUACCUCUCCGAGGACUGAGCGCUGCCCCUCCUGCACGGGGGCGCACGCGGACCCUUUCGACGCCGGUGCUUCGUUUUCCGUGCCCCUUCUUUCCUCGCUCUUUUAUCCACGCUGCUGCCCAGUUGUCGUUUCCUUGAGACUGUUCCGCAGAACACUCGACCCCGCGUCUCUCUCUCUUUUCUUCGUCCUCUUAGCACCACGCGCUAGCCUGGCAUAGUACUACCAGUCCCCGUCUUGAUCUGCGGCUACCGCGCCUGUAUAUGAACUGCUAUAAUCGUUGUAUUCCUCCCGCCU
Messenger RNA from Trametes versicolor FP-101664 SS1, 2534 nucleotides. RefSeq lists its product as uncharacterized. Gene Ontology annotation, cellular component: nucleus; CCR4-NOT core complex; P-body. The transcript has 12 exons. NCBI's taxonomy places the organism in Eukaryota, Fungi, Basidiomycota, Agaricomycetes, Polyporales, Polyporaceae. The record is from RefSeq and is a predicted model, not a curated record. Gene Ontology annotation, biological process: nuclear-transcribed mRNA poly(A) tail shortening; regulation of DNA-templated transcription. The coding region runs from base 30 to 2258 and encodes 742 amino acids.